Pocillopora meandrina is the source of this 6289-nucleotide messenger RNA. Lineage: Eukaryota; Metazoa; Cnidaria; Anthozoa; Scleractinia; Pocilloporidae. The record is from the annotation of a GenBank genome assembly.
GGUUCACCUACACCUCCUAUCAUUGAAAACCAAGAGCAGGAAAUAUCGUAUCCUAAUUUGUCCAUAUCAUGGAGUUCUGGUGAUACUAGCGGCUGUCCAGUUACUAUGCACACAGUGUACUACAAGUCCAUCAAACUGCGAGAGGAGGGAAAUACUUGGAAUCGUAUCAAUGCCUCUUCGAGUACGAGAGAGCUAAGUGCCCUACCACUUGAUUGUGACACAGAAUAUGAAUUAAGAGUGUCUGCAUGGAAUGAAAUGGGUGAAAGUAACCGCUCAGAGUCGUGGAAAGUGAAAUCCAUUACAGGUAUUCACAUCAAUUUUUUUUUCUCAUUCUAUUUUUGCCGUGAUGAUCUCAAAACGAUUGUUAUCAGUUACAAAAAUCAUUGAGCUCAACCACAACAUAUCCAAUGUAAAAAAGGCUAGCUUGUGAGGCCUGGAAGACAGAGCCGUGGAAAACUCACCACCACUCAAUUUUCAAUUGAAAAGUAGACGACUGGCUGUACAAUCCGUCGGUCAGAUGAACGACAAUACACAAGAGGGUGGUAAAGACGAUUCUGUCUUGCGCCUUUCUAUUUUCACCCUUAACCUUUCCAAAUUUGGUCGUUGUCUUUCCCGUCCAACCCUUUGUUACACUCACAAUUCGAGAUUGACAAACUCCUUUUUUUGCUUUUUUUUGGUUCUGUUUGUUAGUCUGUAUAUUUUUUAGUUUACUUGUUUGUUUGCUUUUUUUCCUUCUUCUUUUCUUAGGGUACCCAAUCAUUGUCAACAGGACCAACCAAGUGGUAGGGAGUCUGGUGGCGAUCCGUUGGAAGCCAUGCACUGCUUCUUUAUUCACCAUAUACCACAGAGAAAUACUUCCAGAGGGUAAAAGCCUCUGGAACGCAGUGAACGUGUCGGGAAAUGAAACAAGUUAUGAUCUUCAUCUCAGAUGCCGAAGGGACUAUGAAAUAGCUAUAACAGCUUGGAAUUCUACAACAGAGACGCCGCUGAUUGCAUCACUAAAUCACAGAAGACUGUGGAGCGUUAGGACCUUGGGAGGUAACUGCACUCAUGCUCCAUAUAAAACUCCUAAAAAAGACGUAAAUUUGCUUAAGAAAUAUCUUUCGAUGCUGGUGAGAUAUUUUCAUUGUCCAGUAGCUAUGUGUGUUUUCAUUCCUAGUGUCUUCAAUGAGUAAGACAAGUACCGCAGAUAUACACUUUUUGGUUGUUUACAGUACAUAGUAGAAGCUUCUUACUGAGCCAGAAACGUAUGGUUUGGUCAAGGGAAGUAGCUGAAAUCUCGUUGUCGUAUUGAUAUUAUUUCGUUGGCCGUCUGAGACAAUUUGGAGUAUAUCUAUUAAUUACGUAUUUUGUUUUAGUAGUUUAGACCACGAGGAAAUGUUUGACCACUUUACCUAAGCGAGAGUGAGGUCAUGUUUUUACAAAUGCUUCUAGCAGGCUUUUGCUAAAGUGUUAUCGUUCCAUAUGGCCCCAGGUAAACCGUCAUCCCCGAUUAUAGACGGCAGAGGUGUUCAGUUGUCCGGUUGUGAUGUGAGCCUCAGAUGGAAUUCCCCACCAGAUAACGGCUGUCCGCUGACCUUGUACACAGUAUACUACAGAGAGGUGCAAUCUACAAGCGAAGAUGGCUACUGGCAUCAAAUCAAUGUUACCGUAAAUGUUACCUCAGUGGAUCUCCCCUCGCUCAAGUGUAACACGGAAUACGCUUUUAAGGUAUCUGCUUGGAAUGACUUGGGCGAAAGUGAGGCCGCAGAGAGGUUGGAAAAAACCGUACAGAUGACUAAUUUUAUUGGACGCAUCCUGACCAUUGCUGUACCUGUAGGAUGCGGGUUCCUCAUUCUCAUUACUGCGGGAAUCCUUUGCUUCAGACAGAGACGAAAAAAGAGAAAAUUGCAAGGUCUGAGGAGUCGCAGGUUGGGAGUAGGUUUAUCUCUAGAAAUUUUUAAGCUAACGCAGUCCUGACGUGAAAGCUAGGAUUGAGCGAAUACAAGCACUCUUAAAGAGUAACUAGUGUUAUACACUAAUCCUUUUCCCCAUAUAGUUGCAUUCAAAGCAUUCGUCAAGGCUAGAAUCGAAGUCUUGUGCACAUGGUAACAUUCAUUUGACAUGCCGUUCCCAUGCGUAAAAGUCUUGAGCUGCUUCCUUAAUGCUUGAUGUAUACGAGUAUGUUUGAUAUUUUAACAAACAAAAAGAAAAAAUCCCUACAAUAUUUCUGUAGAUCGAAGUCAGACAUUGUUCCCCUGCUGUUAAAAGAGAUUUCCCCGGAACGUGUCACAAUUAUGGAAGAGCUAGGCAGGGGAGCAUUUGGAAAAGUACACAAAGGAAUCCUGAAAGAAAUGCCGAAGGUUGAGGUAUUUUUUAAGCCAAAAGAGGAAAGAGUGGAUUUUAAUGAAGGAAGAGUUGUCGCUGUAAAACUCUUGCAUAGUAAGUACAAAUUGAUAUAUUCGGUUUUUGUGACAGUACGAAUGCAACAUGAACACUUAUUGUCCUGUUCAAAAUUAACUUUAUUAAAUCGAAGUGUAUGGUUAUCCUUACCGACCGCUUUUUUUUCUUUUUUUUGUAUGAAACUUACAACUGUGGAGCCCCUGAUCGACACACACACACACUCAAACGAUUUGCCUAAGAAACAAAGACUCAGAGUAAAAAUGUGAUGUUCGUUUUACGAAAAUAGAAUUUGGCUCAUAAGUUACAAAGACUAUUAAGAUUAGUUUAAAUUUUGGAAGGAUCAGUGAAUUACUGGUUUGAUUUGUGACAAUGACUGUCCAAUUGACAAUUUCAUUCUUAUCUGUGUUAGAUACUUAAUGAUAAUUAGGUAAUGAUAAACUUCAGAAAUGUAGUGAGCCGAACUCUUUUUUUUUUACUUGCUGUUUUACCACUUCCCUUUCAGAAAGAGGCGAUGUAGAUGAGAAAGAACAGUUUCUCAGAGAAAUUUCGUUUGUGCAGCGUAUAGGUAGUCACAGGAAUUUGGUAAGCAUGAUUGGCUACUGGCACAGAUCAGAACCCAUAAUGCUGAUCAUGGAAUAUGUUCCACAUGGAGAUCUUCUUCAGUGGCUGAGAAACAAAAGGCAGCAGGUAAAACUGUUUUGCAGACUUAGAACUUUGGUAAAAAAUAUUGAUCAAAUGGAGGGUUAAUUUGCUGCCAAACAAAUUGGAGUGGGUAACAAAAGGUUAUAAGUCUUUUAACUUUGGGAUAAAAAAUGGCGAUCCAUAAACAUGGAGUCCUUAGGAGGUACCCAUUUCAAAGAAUACAUUUCUUUUUUUCUCUCAUGAAAGAGCUUUAGCAAAUGCUAAAUUGAAAUUUCUCACUCGUAAUCGCUGAUGAUGCCGGUCAGAAAAAAAUAAUUGAAUUGUUCAGGUUUGGGUUAUUUUUCUAGAUAUGCUCUCAAACUAAAAGAUCCAUGGAGUUGUUUACAUGAGACAUUCUAAUAAUUUUAGGUCAAAUGUAGAAACGGCAUCGAUGGUGUUAUUUUUGAAUCCAUGGACGAUUAUAAAGACAGCAGUGCAAGUUCAAAAGAAGCUGUCUCAGCUGAUCAGUCAGAGGACGUCGUAGACUUUCACGACGAUUUCAGUAAUGGAACGGAACUGACGAGUGUGGCGGAAUUUACCGAAGCUACCAGCAACCCAGAUUUCAUUUCAGUUAUUAUUAAAGAACAACCGCCCACAGAAGAGGAAAGUACUGACACAGAAACAAUACAAAUGAAAAUUUCCCAAGCUCAUUUUCCGUCUGGCCACGAAGAAGGGAAUCUCGCUACUCCAUUUAAAAGUGCACGCCCCCUGCCACAGCCACCAGAGAACACAGAGGAACAACAGGAAACGAAUGGUGAUGGUGAGCAGGCGGUUGACUUCACCGUAAAAGAUGUACUUUGUUUUGCAUGGCAGAUAGCAAAUGGAAUGGUAAGUGCUUAAAUUUAAAAAUAUCUGUGAUUAUUGAACUGAAUAUUACACGCAAACAUUUUCCCCAGUCUAGGAAAUAAACUUUCUUCUUAACAUCCUAACGCCGAGCUCAUGUUACAUGAAAAAAAAAAUAACAAAAAAAGUCAUUCCAUGAAAAUAAGGUGGACAGAAAGUCAGUUAAACGUGCUGCUUGUAACUCAGAGACAAUAAAAUUUUAAACCUUGGAAAAAUGCUUAAACAGAUCUUUAACUACAUGCUGCAUAAAAGCGUCAAAUGAUUAAUGAUACACGCCAACAGUCUACUUUUAUCAUCAUCAAUUUUACUGAUAGAUCUGUUAUCUGACAGCUAGAGAUGAAUUGCUAUCGGUUUAUUAGUGCUCUCCUUUUCACCAACGAGCGAAUAGCAAUGAAAGAAAGAAAUGGACGCGCAGGCUAACUGCAUAAUUUGGAAUUGUUUUGGGUUUCUAUAUAAACAGGAGUACUUGGCCAGCAACGGAUUUGUUCAUCGUGAUCUGGCCGCUCGUAACAUCCUUCUUGGUGAGGACAGAGCUGUGAAAAUUGCUGACUUUGGCCUGUUACGUCACACAUACGGGGACAUAUAUGAUGUAAAGAACACGAAGAAACUGCCAAUCAAAUGGAUGGCACCUGAGUCAUUCGGCGACGGCAUAUUUACAUCUAAAAGUGACGUGUGAGUACUAAACGUUCUUAAACUACUCAGAACAAGAUCUAAUUUAUUAUCUUUUUUCCCGCUCAAUUAUGUUUUCAAUGCUUGUCAGUGAAACGAGAACAUCAACUGACACCCUUUGAUACUACGGUACUUUAAGACCAGACUACCUCUCUCAUUAAACUAAACUAUUGUCUGAUGGUAGCUGUUUUCAAUUGAUUUCCGAGGCACCAUUAGUGCGAAAUUACUUCAAAUAAUCAUUUUCGUCUUCUUUCCUUCGGUAGGUGGUCUUUCGGUAUACUUAUUUGGGAAUUGUGCACAUUGGGUGAGUAAUAACGUCUGAUUCAUAACUACAGAAGUAUAGAUCGUUUCUUCUCGAAAUGGCAUUUUAUAGUAAGCAUUCUGAAUUUGAAGGCAAGAUCUGUCCAAUGGAUUAUGAUUGUCUUGACUGGCUCAGAGCCUUGUCCCAGUCCGUCCCAAAAAGGGCACCUGAUUUAUUCCCAGAUUUCAUCUCCAAAGAAUACCUUUAACUGUACCAAAUCAGGGACGGAGGACUGAUCGGACAUGCUCUCGGACCCCGAUAGACGCCCUCAACUACAAUGCUCGUAUUUCGUUUGUAUAUAAAUUCGUUUCAGCAGCUAAACAUCUUUUUUCCAUCUGUGGAGUAUCUUACGUAAAAGCCAGCGCCACUUGAGUGGUUUAAUCACUAGUGUUUUAACACGUUAGACUUAAGGUCAUGUAGCUGUGAGGCUUUUUUUAAUGAAGGAAAAAGGGGGCUCAAAGGAAGGAAUACUUUAGAUCAACUGACUUUUGAAGUGCAAAUUACUUGUUAUUUUGUAGCCCUCAGAAACUCAAUACUUCUAGUUUCAAGGGUUCUUAUUUUAGCUUAGUUUUUGAAAAUUAUCUUAGUUAAAGACUAUUUUUUGCCGUCUUCAAAAUGAAUCUGUAUCCAAGGUGGCAUCCCCUACCCUGGAAUACGCAACAGAGAGUUGUACAACCUUCUUAAGUCAGGAUAUCGAAUGGACAAACCAGGAUUAUGUUCUGAUGAGCUGUACGUUCAACAAUAUUUUUCACCUAUUCUAUCAACGAACAAAUAAUUUACGUGUGUGAUACUCCCCCCUCACCAAGAAACUCUUUGUUAAGUUCGCCUAUCUCAACUGCGUGACUUAAUCCUUCUAGAAGUCAUCUGUAAGGUUUUGUUUUAACUUGCGGUCUAGCACUAAUAAAUUUAAUAAUCAAGAAAAUGCAACUCAGCCAUUAUGCUUUUUUCUAAGAAAACAGACAAUUGUGGGAAGGAAUUAAAAGGCCAUUAUACCGUGCCCAGAACCUCGACGCCGCUGAGUAAAAGUAAUCUUAAGGGGAGAAUUUAUCAUUUCUUGAGAGGAGUAUGUCGUUCACACGUACCGUUUCUCAGUGAACUGAUUUGUCUUGUCGGGACAACUGUUUGGUACAACUAUUAAAACGCUUUUACUGUGCAAAUUGUUUUAAAGCCCACAUGACUUCCUACUUGUACUUUAGUCGGGAUUGUUUGGGAAAACAGUAACUGAAUUAAAAAAUUAUCACUUAAUAGUUGUUAUUCCUCUGUUUAUAUCCGAAUACAUUAUAUAACCACAGAUACGAGUUGAUGUUAGACUGUUGGAAGGCAGACCCGGAGGAGAGACCAUCAUUUGAACAGCUGCUAAAAAGAAUGGAAGAAAUGAUGACGAGGGACGCUCCUUACUUCGAUUUUAAUAAA